Molecule: messenger RNA, 1260 nt
Organism: Nicrophorus vespilloides
Lineage: Eukaryota; Metazoa; Arthropoda; Insecta; Coleoptera; Silphidae
Product: opsin, ultraviolet-sensitive-like
Exons: 4
Coding region: 47-1210 (387 amino acids)
Biological process (GO): G protein-coupled receptor signaling pathway; visual perception
Cellular component (GO): membrane
Molecular function (GO): G protein-coupled receptor activity
Source: RefSeq, a predicted model, not a curated record
AGACCUCUUCGUCAUUAUUGAGUAAUUUGUUUUGGCAUGCAUUGCAAUGGACGCGUUCGGGGGAAUGCAGUCGUUACUCAAUUCGACCAGUUAUGUAUACACCAAAGCCGAAGCCAGGAUAUUGGACAAAGGACGAAACUUGGGAGGGCACCGUAUGCUGGGAUGGAAUGUACCACCUGAAGAGUUAAUUUACAUUCCUGAGCAUUGGCUCUCUUAUCCGGAACCGGAGGCGUCUCUGCAUCUACUUCUUGGAAUUCUGUACGUUGGAUUCUUUUUCAUUGCUCUAAUUGGAAAUGGAUUGGUUAUAUGGAUCUUCUCAGCUGCAAAAUCGCUUCGCACCCCAUCUAAUAUGUUCGUGAUAAAUUUAGCGAUUUGCGAUUUCAUGAUGAUGUUAAAAGCACCAAUUUUCAUUUACAACUCAUUCUAUCGGGGAUUCGCGCUCGGCCACUUGGGUUGCCAGAUCUUCGCCUUCAUAGGUUCGAUGUCUGGGAUUGGUGCUGGUAUGACGAAUGCUUGUAUAGCCUACGACAGAUACUCGACCAUCGCGAAUCCGCUCGAAAGAAAGGUCACUAAAGUGAAGGCGUUGGUCAUGAUCAUCAUCAUAUGGAUGUACACGACGCCGUGGGCGGUGCUACCUUUGCUCGAAAUCUGGGGAAGAUUCGUGCCAGAGGGUUUCUUGACCGCCUGCUCAUUCGAUUACCUAACCGAAACGUUCGACAACAAGAUGUUCGUCGCCGUGAUCUUCACCUUUUCUUACCUGAUUCCGAUGAGCAUGAUAAUUUACUUCUACAGUAAAAUCGUUGGAUUCGUGGUGAAUCAUGAAAAGGCGUUAAGAGAGCAGGCGAAGAAAAUGAACGUAGAAUCGCUCAGGAGCAACUCCAGCCAGCAGAGUCAAUCGGCGGAAGUGAGGAUAGCCAAAGCCGCAAUAACAAUAUGCUUCUUGUUCGUUGCCGCUUGGACGCCUUACGCCGUUCUGGCCUUGAUCGGCGCAUUCGGAGAUCAAUCUAAGUUGACUCCCGCUGUUACCAUGAUUCCGGCUUGCGCUUGCAAAUUUGUCGCAUGUAUUGAUCCCUACAUAUACGCCAUAAGCCAUCCCAGAUACAGGAUCGAGCUCAACAACAGAUUGCCGUGGCUCGCGAUCAAUGAGACUUCAACGGAAACGCAAUCAACUACAACAACAACCACUUCAGAACCCGCCCCUCAAGCCUAGAAAGCAAUUAUAUGAUUACUAAAAAUAAAGUACCCACAUUCCGAGCAUUA